AUGUUCAUCUCAUCUCUGAUAGAAAACGUGAGUCAAGGAGGAGGUAUUGUCAGUUCCUCGGAGAAUGUCACUCUAUUCUCAUCAUCUUUUAUAAUUUUGAUGGGUGUUGUGGGUUAUGUCAUGUAUUUUCUGAAGGAUACUUUGGAGGAAUUUAUUAGAAGGUUAUUCUUUUUCAUGUUGGAUUUGUCGGAUGCUGAUCAGGAGUUUGUUUGGUUCUUUACCUUCUUUUCAUUCCAUCCCUAUACGAAUCAUGGUUCUUCACAUAUUAAACCAUAUCAAAAGAAGGCCAAUAAGGUGAAUGAUUAUGAUGAUGAUCCACUUGAAUAUGAUGGUUUUGAUUUGGGAAAGGAUGAGGAAUUUAAAAAGACCAAGUUUGUUCCUGCACCUGGCUAUCAUGUAAUUUACAUUGAGGGAAAGCCAUUAUUGAUUAAUAUGAUUAGUACCAUGCCAACUAAUGGAAAUAUUAUGAAAGCUAAGGAAAAUGUGGAAAUUUACAAGCCAAAGUAUGAUUUUAUUGAUGCCAUUUUGAGAAUGAUUGUCCCAUGCACUGAUGACAAUAAUUGUCCAGAUCCAUUGACUAUGGCCAAGAGAGCUGGUUUGAACACUUCAAGUUUCCUCUCACAAAGAUAUGAUGAGAAUGGAAAGGUCAUUGCUAAAACUCAAAAGAUUUCUUCCAGUAAUUAUUUCAAGGAAUUGAUGGCCAAUUGCUAUUAUAUCAAUACUCUUUAUAUGAAAUCCAAGACAACAAUUUAUACACAAAAUUAUGGUAGAUGGGCUGCUUCAUGUGUUAAACAUAAGAGAGAUAAGAAUUCUGUCAUUUUGGAUAAUGGUGUCUGGGAGAGUCUUUACACGGAUGUUGAACAAUUCUUGAAUAGCAGAGAUUGGUAUUUCGAUCAAGGUAUUCCAUACAGAAGAGGUUAUUUAUUAUAUGGACCACCAGGUACAGGUAAAUCAAGUACUAUUGGAUCUAUUGCAGCAGCUUUCAAUAUGAAUAUUUGUGUUGUCAAUUUGGCUUCUAAGGAAUUGAGUGAUGAAGACCUUAAUGCAAUGUUCAGUAGUGCUCCAUUGGAUGCCUUGAUUGUUCUUGAAGAUAUUGAUUCUUCCUUCAUGAAUUCUACUGUUGAGGAGAAGAAACCUUCCAAGAAGGAAGAUGGAGAAGAAAAGGAAGAUGAAGAGCCAUCAGAAAUCAGUAAUGUCAUUCAAACCAAAUCUCAAGUUACUUUCAAAUCAAGAAUGAUUUUCAUGACAACUAAUUACAAGGAUAAGCUUCCACCUGCACUUAUUAGAAAUGGUAGAAUUGACAAGAAGAUUUUCAUUGGAUAUGCCACAGAACAUCAAGUCAAGGCCUAUGUUAAAAAGUUCUACGAAAAGGAUAAUCUUUCAGAGGAGGAAUUCUCAACUUUAAUUGAACAAUUCUGGAAUAAGAUCAAGAACAUGUCCAUCUGUAUGGCUCAAUUGCAAGGUUUCUUAUUACUCUAUAGACAUUCUCUUAAGGAUCUCGUCAAUGCUGCUGAUGAAUUUGAAAAAUUCACCAAAGAUGAAAUUUAA
Naegleria gruberi is the source of this 1548-nucleotide messenger RNA. RefSeq lists its product as uncharacterized. NCBI's taxonomy places the organism in Eukaryota, Heterolobosea, Eutetramitea, Acrasida, Naegleriidae. The record is from RefSeq and is a predicted model, not a curated record. The transcript is spliced from 3 exons. Gene Ontology annotation, molecular function: ATP hydrolysis activity; ATP binding. The coding region runs from base 1 to 1548 and encodes 515 amino acids.